This is a messenger RNA of Aspergillus glaucus CBS 516.65, 409 nucleotides long. RefSeq lists its product as uncharacterized. Lineage: Eukaryota; Fungi; Ascomycota; Eurotiomycetes; Eurotiales; Aspergillaceae. The transcript has 2 exons. The coding region runs from base 65 to 271 and encodes 68 amino acids. The record is from RefSeq and is a predicted model, not a curated record.
UAUCUUGCCACCCUUGAAAAGUCUUACAGUCCUUGAUAUUGACCAACCUGCCUAUCUGGAAGAGAUGGCGAUAUUGAUAGAGCGCUCGCGAGACCGGCUGAGAGGACUAUACAUUGGUAUAGCCGUCGGGUGUAAGAAUGAGAAGUGGACAAGACCUUCAAAGACUCCCUCGCAGACUUUAGAGAAGUCAUCAGAGUGGCCAAAACCCGACGGACGGUGUCUUGGGGAUUCUCCAAGGUUCCGAACCAGAUUAGCGGCCCGGCUCUGGUAACGGAGACUCCAGUGCCUAGUGGUUAUCAGCAAGACCGACAAAUUCCGAAUCGUCAAAUCAUUUAUCCUCACCCCAAGGAGCCAAAGUUGCAGGUGUCGUGCAAUUACCAGAAGAACAAUCGAGCAUUUUGCAGGGCAG